This is a messenger RNA of Austrofundulus limnaeus, 3247 nucleotides long. RefSeq names its product sestrin-1. Gene Ontology annotation, biological process: negative regulation of TORC1 signaling; cellular response to L-leucine; cellular response to leucine starvation. NCBI's taxonomy places the organism in Eukaryota, Metazoa, Chordata, Actinopteri, Cyprinodontiformes, Rivulidae. The record is from RefSeq and is a predicted model, not a curated record. Gene Ontology annotation, molecular function: oxidoreductase activity, acting on peroxide as acceptor; L-leucine binding. Gene Ontology annotation, cellular component: nucleus.
GACUUGGGGAUCAGAAUCCCAAGACCCCUAGGGAACGGACCAAGCAGAUUUAUCCCGGAGAAAGAGAUUCUUCAGGUCAGUAAAGUGGACACCAGGACGCAGUCGAUAUUUGAGGAUGCUUUCGCAGCCCUCGGUCGUCUGGACAACAUUUCCCUCUUGAUGGGGUUCCACCCUCAGUACCUGGACAGCUUCCUGCGGACGCAGCACUACCUGCUGCAGAUGGACGGACCCCUGCCUUUGCACUACAGACACUACAUCGGCAUCAUGGCUGCUGCGAGGCACCAGUGCUCCUAUUUGGUCAACUUGCACGUGAACGACUUCCUCCAGGUCGGAGGGGAUCAGAAGUGGCUGAACGGUCUGAAGGAAGCUCCGCAGAAGCUGCAGCAGCUCGGAGAGCUCAACAAGAUCCUGGCCCACCGUCCCUGGCUCAUCACCAAGGAGCACAUCGAGCGCUUCCUGAAGGCCGAGGAGCACAGCUGGUCGCUGGCGGAGCUGAUCCACGCCGUGGUCCUGCUCACGCACUACCACUCCCUCGCCUCCUUCACCUUCGGCUGCGGCAUCAUGCCCGAGAUCAACUGCGACGGCGGGCACACCUUCCGGCCCCCCUCCCUCAGCCAGUACUGCGUGUGCGACAUCGCGAACGGCAACGGUCACGCUAACCACCACGACGACUUGCUCGGCAAUCAGGAAAUGUGUGGUGAGGUGGAGGUGCUGAUGAAGAGGAUGAAGCAGCUGCAGGAGUGUCGCGACGACGAAGAGGCCAGCCAGGAGGAGAUGGCGACUCGCUUCGAGAGGGAGAAGACCGAGAGCAUGCUGGUGGUGACGGCCGAGGACGAGGACUGCGUCCCCUCCAGGGACAUCUCCCGUCACUUCGAGGACACCAGCUACGGCUACCAGGACUUCUCCAGGAGGGGGGAGCACGUCCCCACGUUCAGAGCUCAGGACUACAGCUGGGAGGACCACGGCUUCUCUCUGGUCAACAGGUUGUACCCCGACGUGGGUCAGAUGCUGGACGAGAAGUUCCAGCUGGCGUACAAUCUGACGUACAACACCAUGGCCACACAUAAGGAUGUGGACACCAGCAUGCUGCGCAGGGCCAUCUGGAACUACAUCCACUGCAUGUUCGGCAUCAGGUAUGACGACUACGAUUACGGGGAGAUAAACCAGCUUCUGGACCGUAGCUUUAAGAUUUAUAUCAAGACCAUGGUGUGCAGCCCUGAGAAGACCACCAAACGAAUGUAUGAGAGUUUCUGGAGGCAGUUUCAGCACUCCGAAAAGGUCCACGUUAAUCUGCUUCUUAUGGAAGCACGAAUGCAAGCAGAACUGUUAUACGCUCUGAGAGCGAUCACCCGCUACAUGACAUGAAGUGCUUGUUGGCGGUCUUUUUUUUUAUUGUUUUCUGACUGUCUUUAUUGUUUUCAUUUUUUAUUUUAUUUUAUUUUUUUGGGAAGACUUAGAGGAGGAGAAAAAAAAUCAACAAAAAUGUGGAAAAGAGGUCAUGUUUGUGACAAUUCAUGUUGGUUGGAUGUUGCAAAGACGAUCAAAGCGAUAUUUGACGGAGACAAGUCAGCGGAUCCACACAAACACACAGGUGUGUCGCCUGCAGUGCCAAAACUGACCAAAAGAGGGCAGCAUUGAGCGAACCCCUGAGCUGUUGGUUUGUGCCGGAGCUUCAACACUGGACACAUCCAGGACUAGAUUUCAGUAUUCCAGCAUGCAACGCGUUGGUUGCCUGUCUCACCUUUCAUCUGAUGGCAUGAGAAGCCAGAAAAGUAAAAAAAUUCCCCAGAAAGAAAGCUGUGCAGCCGAAAACAGUCUGCACUUUGAUUCUGUUGUCACUGUUGUUUGUUUAGUUUCUUUAAUAUCUUUUUAUUUCAUUGUUUUGUAUGAUGAGAAACGGAUGUUGUUGACGUGUUUAACUGGAGAUGAACGCUUCGUGUUUAUUUUGUUUGGUUUUUUUUUAUUUUACGUGUGCCUGAACUAUCCAGCACAGUGUGCAUACGUGCUGAUGCUGCUGCUCCCAGGUUGUAUUUUUAAUGGGAUCAUAUCGAUGCCCAAAUCACCCCUUCACCCAAUUCCCUCAGUCCUUUAUUAUUAUUUUUUUUCUAAAAGCCCCUGUCCAUUCGAAAUCCACUGCAUUACCCCCCAAUCCUCCUGUCCUUUACCCAAAUCCUAUAUCUCAAACGGCAAUGUAAGCUAAUCCGAGGAGUGUGAAACCCAACUCAAAGAACACUGUCUGAGCCCAUUUUGAGUUUGACUGGAUGUGUGUGAAUGAGUGACUGAGUUGUGAAUGUUUGUGUGUGUGUAUGUGUGUGUGUGUGUUUCACAGAAAUGAUAAGAAAAGAAAAAAAAAGUAUGUCUUGGAAUUUCAUUUGUUAAAAAAAAGCGAGGCACUUGGAAGGGAAACCCUCCUGCUUCUGCUGUAGCUCUGUAAUUGUGCGAUACUUUGUUUUUGUGUUCACGAUGUUUUUUUUUUUUGUUUUUUUCUGGUAAUGGGGAAAAGUGAUUAAAAAAAAAAAACACAAAGUUAAUCAUAAAGAAAGCUAGAAACCAGGUUUUCCAGGAGGGAUUUGCUUCCGGUUGCCCCAAACCACACAUUAUCUGUCUUCCGCUUAUCCCGCUCGCCUGGUGGCCCACACACUUUCAAAGCUUUUGAUUGUGAAUUUUACCAGUAAAUAAAUACCUCUAUUCUUUUAUUUUAUUUUUUUUUCCAUUUAAUAAAACAUGUAGGAAGUGCUCUUUAGGGAGCAGAAACCUAUGUUUUUGUUUUUUUAAGUGGGGCUGCCUUGUUCCCAGUACUUGGGAAAACUGCGCGCCCACUCCGGCCUGCCUGCGGUCGAUUUAUUUUCGAGCGCAAAAGGUUGUAGCUGUGCUUUUAUUUUUUUUUUCUUUAUGUUCUUUUAUUUCCCCCUUCCAGGGAAGUCUAACAAGUGCAAAAGCAGCCGUUUGUUUUUUUUAUUUUAACCAGAGGUUUAAAGCCUCUGCUGUUUUGUUUACUAAAAUCAGUUCAGUACUGCGAACUUAAGGGUGGACUGAGAGAAUCAGACAAAUGUAGGAGAGACAUCCUGACGAAGAGGAGGAUAAUAAAAGAAUGGUACAUUUGCAAGUGGUUUAAGAGAAAGUGGAAGUUUUUUUUUCUUUUCAAACUUCUGACUGACGUCAGUUACUGACACUUUUUAUAUGAAAAUUUAUGAAAGAAGAAAAGAUGAAAAAAAUAAAGUAUAACAUUAAACUGUUGCAUAUCUGU